Molecule: messenger RNA, 1210 nt
Organism: Peromyscus maniculatus bairdii (prairie deer mouse)
Lineage: Eukaryota; Metazoa; Chordata; Mammalia; Rodentia; Cricetidae
Product: sulfotransferase 1A1
Molecular function (GO): sulfotransferase activity
Source: RefSeq, a predicted model, not a curated record
AGAACAGUCAGUCCUAGUACUGAUGCCACUCCCUCCCACUUGGGACCUACAAAAUCUUCAGCUCAAAGUCCAAUUCUGCAUUUCCCACAUUGCAACAUCUACACAAAGAUCCCCACCACUGUGCACCAGGAGAGGCUCAGAAACUCAGAAUCAGCAACAUGGAGUUGAUUGAGGAUUUCUCCCGUCCACCACUGGUGCCUGUGAAGGGCAUCCCACUCAUCAAAUACUUUGCAGAGACUAUUGGGCCAUUGCAGAACUUGACAGUCUGGCCUGAUGACUUGCUUAUCAGCACAUACCCAAAGUCUGGUACUACCUGGAUGAGUGAGAUCCUGGACAUGAUCUACCAGGAUGGCCAGCUAGAAAAGUGUCGCCGGGCCCCCAUCUAUGCCCGGGUGCCCUUCCUUGAGUUCAAAUGCCCAGGAGUUCCCUCAGGUCUUGAAUCUUUGGAAGAGACACCAGCCCCACGGCUCCUCAAGACACAUCUGCCCCUGUCGUUGCUUCCUCAGAGUCUGCUGGAUCAGAAGAUCAAGGUGAUCUACAUUGCUCGAAAUCCAAAGGAUGUGGUUGUCUCCUAUUAUAAUUUCUACAACAUGGCCAAGCUACACCCUGAUCCAGGCACCUGGGAGAGCUUCCUGGAGAACUUCAUGGACGGGAAAGUGUCCUAUGGGUCGUGGUUCCAGCACGUGAAGGAGUGGUGGGAGCUGACACACACCCACCCUGUCCUCUACCUCUUCUAUGAAGACAUGAAGGAGAACCCCAAACGGGAGAUCAAGAAGGUCCUAGAGUUUUUGGGGCGCUCUCUACAUGAAGAGACUGUGGAUCUCAUUGUUCAUCACACAUCAUUCAAGAAAAUGAAAGAGAACCCCAUGACUAACUACACCACCCUCCCCUCUGAAAUCAUGGACCAUGGUGUUUCUCCCUUCAUGAGGAAAGGUACCACUGGGGACUGGAAAAACACCUUCACUGUAGCCCAGAAUGAACGCUUCGAUGCCCAUUAUGCUAAGAUGAUGAAAGGCUGCAACCUCAAGUUCCGUGGCAUCUGAAAUCUGAGCGAGGAGAAUGAACAGGACUGAGGACGUGUCUGAACGAAGAUGGUUUUAUCAACGUGUGUCAGGAAAGCAAUGGAUCCGAGCACUGAACAGGAACCAACCAUUCAAGAACGGAAGACAAACUGUAUUUUACCUGAAAGAAUAAAUGCCCUGCGAGCUGA